AAAAAAGCCUCAAACUUAAAGAAUUGUCCCCCUAUAUAUAAUGUUGGCAAUACCCUCGUCUCUAUCCUCCUAGCGCCUGUUACUUUGGCGGCAAAGCAAAGUCCUCCUCCCAUCUUCAACACUAUCACCCAUUGGUUAAUUUCUGUGCUGUACCGUGUGUUGGCGAAAAUGGUACGUACAAAGGUUGAAAUCAAGAGAAUUGAGGAUAAAGCGAAAAGGCAUACCACUUUUACAAAGCGCAGACAAGGUCUUUUUAAGAAAGCCAAGGAGUUGGUUAAACGAUGCGAUGCGCAAGCCGCUGUUAUCACGUUCUCUUUGGCUGGGAACAUCUUUGCAUUCGGUCAUCCUUCCGUUGACAGUGUUGUGAACAGGUACACUGCUGCUCCGGAGCAGGAUGAAGAAGCAGAGAAGAAAGGAGAAGAUGGAGUGGUUGAUGAGGAGACGAAGGAAGAUGAAGAGACGGGGAUGUUCGAGGUGCCAGUUAAAGAUAUGGAUAUGGAGGAGCUAGAAAAGUUGAAUGUUGCGAUGGAAGAGAUGAAGAAGAAAGUUGUUGAUAGAAUUAAUGGGAUUGUAUCGAGUUCGAAGAAUGAGGAGGAUCUUGGAUUACCAUAGGACAGGUUUUUAACCUUGAGCUGAGUAUUACUUCGUGUUCUAUACAUCAAGAAUUUUAAAUUUCAUACUAUGUGGAUAUAGAAGGGUAGUUUUUUGAACUUUUUAUCGCGGUCGAGAUAAUAGUGUUUGAUUAGUUUCCAUUGAUACAUAUUUUAGUGGUGAAAGAUGCAAACUAUGGAGUAAAGUUUAUAGCCAUUGUGGUAUAA
This is a messenger RNA of Capsicum annuum, 818 nucleotides long. Its product is annotated as agamous-like MADS-box protein AGL61. The record is from RefSeq and is a predicted model, not a curated record. NCBI's taxonomy places the organism in Eukaryota, Viridiplantae, Streptophyta, Magnoliopsida, Solanales, Solanaceae. The transcript has 2 exons. Bases 169 to 612 code for a protein of 147 amino acids. Gene Ontology annotation, molecular function: DNA-binding transcription factor activity, RNA polymerase II-specific; RNA polymerase II cis-regulatory region sequence-specific DNA binding; protein dimerization activity. Gene Ontology annotation, biological process: regulation of transcription by RNA polymerase II.